Drosophila guanche is the source of this 1252-nucleotide messenger RNA. RefSeq names its product flocculation protein FLO11. The transcript is spliced from 3 exons. The record is from RefSeq and is a predicted model, not a curated record. Lineage: Eukaryota; Metazoa; Arthropoda; Insecta; Diptera; Drosophilidae. Bases 173 to 979 code for a protein of 268 amino acids.
UUUGCAAACUGCGGUCGCCCCAGAAAUCGCGAGAACAAAAGAUACAAAAGUGCAAAAGUAUAAUACAACAAUACCAAUUAGUACAUAUACUAUAACAUCUGUGGGAUUCAGAUUUAUAUAAAAUAUAUCCGAAAUAUAUAUUUUAAAAUAAAACCAAACACACAGCACCACCAUGACUAGCAGAAGUCACAUCAUUUUGGCCAGUUCCUUGCUGUUGUUGCUCACAUUGCCAGCCAUCAAUGCCGAUCUCAUGUGCUAUGUUUGCGAUGAUUGUGCUAUGCUGCAAAAGGACACACCACUCCUGGCCUGCAAUGAUGACUUUUUCAAUCACGGCGGCAGCACUGAAGCCUCCACAGUGACCACCACCACCACUACAGAGGCGAGCACCACAACGACAGAGGAAAGUACGACUGUGCAGAGUACGUCCACAAUGGACACAAGCACCCAGAGCACUACGGCAGAGACCACUGUCGCCACCACUGAGCCAACAACCACCACAGUGGAGACUACAACCCCGGAGCUGAUCACAGAGAGCACUGCAAGCACAGAGGCGCCAGCACCAACACCACCAACAGCUGGACCCGUGGAGACCACCACUGGUUGGCCAACGCCACCCGCCGAGGAUCUGUUGGCGCUGGCAGCCAGGAACACCACGCGUCUGGUGCCUGUGGAGACCGAGAGCACCACACCAUCAUUGGCCAUCCGGCAGCGACGAUCGCUGGUCGAUACGGAGUACACCUUCCAUUGCUACUCUGUGCAGGCGAAGGUCAAUGGCACAAUGAUCACGGAUCGCGGUUGCUCCCGCGUCGGCACCUAUGAGGCCGUCUGCGAGCAGCUUCAACGCCAAAGCAACGGAACGGAGCUCUCCAACUGUGAUCCCUGCAGCAUGAAUGCCUGCAACGGCAGCUCCGCGCUCCAGACAUCGCUCCUGGGAUCUCUGCUGCUGGCCAUUGUAGCGGCUGCACUGCAUCGCAACUAGAGAUCAACUCAUCAUCAUCAUCACCCGGUGCUACAAUUUAGUAUUCCUCGUUUCUUUAAGACCCAACACACACCAACAAAAGACACACUCAUAAGACAGCACUCAUCGUUAAGUGAUUCGAAAUUUUAUAUAAUUUUUAAGAGACACACAACAAACACAACAAACACACCGCACACACCAACAUACACUCAAAACGAAUAUCGAAAUAUAUGCAAAUUUAUUUGUAUUAACUAAUUAAAGCUAACCAAAUGUGAAGCAUAAGGAAAAACUUAA